AUGCCCUCCGACAGCAACAUCCAUUACUGUACGCAGUUAGUCGUUCCAGAGGAACUCGCAGAAGAGGAAAUCCGAGCCGCCUUGCAAGAGAACCCGGAGAAUGCCAUCAAUUCUCCGGCCAUUCCUCUUGCCCUUGCAGGGGGUAUCACUCCCAACCAGCGUCUGAUACAACCCAUCAAUCGUCUGGGUUUCUAUGUAAAUAAAACCUGGAAAAACGGCCGGACCAUACGUGUGCGUUUCCUCCCCGGCACAAGUCCUUACGUCCAGGGAAAGGUCAAACAGUAUGCCAAUGUCUGGUCCAAAUAUGCCAACAUGCAUUUCAAAUUUGUGGACUCGGCUCCGGAGGAGAUUCGCAUCAGCUUUGUGAAGGGUGACGGAUCUUGGUCAGCUUUUGGUACGGACUGCCUGACCCGACCGAAAAAUAACGCCACCAUGAAUUUCGGUUGGUUUGAUGACAAGACUAGCGAUGAAGAAUUCUCCAGGACAACCAUACACGAGUUUGGUCACGCUCUUGGAUGUAUCCAUGAGAAUUGUCAGCCCAACGCUGAUAUUCAAUGGAAUAAACCAGUCGUGUACGAAUCCUACAAGAGAUCAGAUGGCUGGUCUCCUGAACAAGUCGAUUUCCAAGUAUUAAAGCACUACGAUCGCCGCAGAGACGGAGUCAAGUCUACCAAAUACGAUCGCCUGUCCAUUAUGGCAUACCCUAUCCCCAAAGAAUUCACGCUGAAUGGAUUCUCAGUUCCUUUGAACACCCACCUGUCCGCAACGGACAUUGCGUUCAUCAGUCGAAUCUAUCCAAAGCCACGGAAGACUCGCCGUUUGGGCCACGACAAUAACCCAGCUUACACUUCAAGUAGCCAAUUUGGUGUUGGCGCCUUCACAACCAUUUCUGCCGCGUCUGCUGGAAGAGGUGCGAAGGAUCACCGGACGCUUAUCCAAUUCCCUGAGUCAUAUCCCUCAGCACCAUUGAUCUCAGCCGGAAUCAGCUUUAUGGACUUUGAUAAUUCUGACAACCCACGAGUCAAGUCCCUUGUUGAAGCUGUCCUUCCAAGUCAGGCCGUGCUGAACCUUCAUUCGUCUGGUGGCGGUGGUCGUCACGAUGCUGGCAUGUCCUGGCUCCUAUGCCCACCUGGAGAUGCAGACUUCCAGUGUGGCUCGUUUACCACCAAAGCCAACAAUGCAACCCAAUCGAUUAGCUUUGAUCGUGUAUACUCUUCUUCACCCAAGGUAGUUGUGUUCUUCAGCGCCCUGGACAUUGACAAGUCUACACCCUGUCGCGUGAAGACAUACGCCUCAAACGUGACAAAGAAUGGCUUCAAGCUCCAUAUCGAGACCUGGGACAGUAGCAAGGUCUUAGAAUGCGGGGUUUCCUGGGUCGCUGUUCCAGCCAACAAAUCAGGUAUCGCUAUUGGGCCAUUUGGUGAAGAUGAAAACUUGUAUGUUAAUGACGGACUCAACAAGGUCGGUGCAGUUAAGUUUGAGCCGAGCUUUACUGAGCCUCCGAGAAUCUUUUUGGCGUUGAAUAAGUUGAAUAUUGACAGGGGCGGACAUACAUGUGUUCGUAUCUCUAGUAAUCAUGUCAUGGGAACACAGAUGGAGUGGCGCCUUGACACAUGGGGAGGCACAUCUUUUAAGGAAGCCGGUGCGAGCUUUAUUGCUGUUGGUGUUUAG
Fusarium musae is the source of this 1671-nucleotide messenger RNA. RefSeq lists its product as uncharacterized. Gene Ontology annotation, biological process: cell-cell adhesion; proteolysis. The record is from RefSeq and is a predicted model, not a curated record. Gene Ontology annotation, cellular component: protein complex involved in cell adhesion; cell surface; phagocytic vesicle. Lineage: Eukaryota; Fungi; Ascomycota; Sordariomycetes; Hypocreales; Nectriaceae. Gene Ontology annotation, molecular function: N-acetylgalactosamine binding; metalloendopeptidase activity; polysaccharide binding. Bases 1 to 1671 code for a protein of 556 amino acids. The transcript has a single exon.